Molecule: messenger RNA, 838 nt
Organism: Anoplophora glabripennis (Asian longhorned beetle)
Lineage: Eukaryota; Metazoa; Arthropoda; Insecta; Coleoptera; Cerambycidae
Product: eclosion hormone-like
Exons: 2
Coding region: 164-409 (81 amino acids)
Biological process (GO): ecdysis, chitin-based cuticle; neuropeptide signaling pathway
Molecular function (GO): ecdysis-triggering hormone activity
Source: RefSeq, a predicted model, not a curated record
UUUCCGUAGACACCGACGGGUUUUUUCUGGGUUCCUCCUGAGCGCGAGUUCUUCAAGCGGGUGUACGUCGUUUGGUAUUUGGAAGAAAACGACACGUGCGACGUUGUUUACAUGUAAAUCACUGGGUCUUCUUUGGAUUUUUAUUUAGAAAUCGGUUGCAGGAAUGGUGUGCCAAAGGAAUAAGAUGCUAGGAGUGGUUGCCUUUUUACUCCUUGCUUCUAUGGUGCUUCUAGCUGAGGCGAACCCAAUUGGAGUAUGUAUAAGGAACUGCGCUCAGUGCAAGAAGAUGUUCGGUCCCUAUUUCGAAGGUCAGCUUUGUGCAGACGCCUGUGUUAAGUUCAAGGGAAAAAUCAUACCGGACUGUGAAGACAUAGCCUCCAUCGCCCCGUUUCUGAACAAGUUCGAUUAGUCCUAUCAAGUCUGGACAUUGGCCGUUUGUACUUACAAUAUUCUUCUUGUAUGUGCCAAGUCAACAUUGUAUAAUUCUUGUAUUGUAUUUAUUAUAUUUAUUGAACAAGAUGAGAUUUUGGCCAUCAGCUUCAGUUUCAUAGAUUUCGGAAAAGUUUAGGAAAAACAGAUUCUGAACGUUUCAAAGUAUUAAAAAAUGUACCUAUCUAUUUUACCUGAUUUGUAGGCAAAUGUAGUUCUGGUCUUAAUGCUCAUCAUUUUUGUUUUGCUGAAAGUUUUUUAUGUUUUAAUUGACAAUACGGGUAUUUUUAACAUAGUAUUAUGAGUAAAUAACACAUAAACAUGACAACAACAUAAAGUAAUUUAUCUGUCUGUGAUUUUAGUUUUAGUUAAAAUGGUAUAAAUAUGUUUACUUUUUUAUACAUUUAUA